This is a messenger RNA of Fonticula alba, 4428 nucleotides long. RefSeq lists its product as hypothetical. The record is from RefSeq and is a predicted model, not a curated record. NCBI's taxonomy places the organism in Eukaryota, Rotosphaerida, Fonticulaceae. Bases 98 to 4375 code for a protein of 1425 amino acids. The transcript has 5 exons.
CCCCCUCCUCCUGCUCCUCCGCCCCCCCCCCCCUUCCUCCUUCCUCCUCCCCCCCUUUGCCCUUCGCUCCCAUACGACACCCAAGCUUCCACCGAUCAUGCCUGUCCGCUCGGCCCCCAGCCUCGUCCGCGCGAUGGCCCUCCCCCAGGUGACCCUGGAGGACAUGAGCCUCGUCGCCGAUGGGUCUGCCUUGUCGGAGAUGAUCUACUCGCUCGACUACCCUGCUGCCACCCCCUCGCCGCGCCCGUCCGCCGUGAACUCGCGCAAGUUCUGCGGCUACGAGGGCGAGCGCACCCUCGACAAAAUUGUCUGGUUUUUGGACAUCCUGGACAGCUCCUCGAUCAAGCUCACCCUGGUGUUUGAUGGCCCGAAGACCUCCUUCUUCACGCAGAACUCCGGCCCCUCGCAGACCAGCCGCCGGGUGCAGCGCAUCUCCGACGGCAUCGAGUACCUGGCCUCCCGGCGCUCGGUCUACCUGAAGCAGUUCAAGUCCGGCCGGCGCUUCAGCGCGUCGGUCCUUUCUCGUGAUGCCCUUGGCGAUCUCAUCUCCGCCGAGGACUCCAAUGAUGUCAUCAUCUCCGAUGAGAGUUUCUACGAGCAAUGCUCUCGCACCCCCUUCCUCUUCACCACGGAAAUGCUUCGCAAUGAGGCCGGCUCGCGUGGCCACCGAAUCAUCACCUGCCCCACCGGCCGGACUGCCUCCUACUCCAUUGGCAUCGCCACAAAGGCCGGCGUGCCGCUGCUCGGCCUCUCCAGCGACUUUUUCUUCAGCCAAUAUGGUUGCUUCACCGACGUCACGGUGACCACAUCUCCCACGGAUGGCACGCAUUCCCUGGCCGGAGCCUUCGUGUCACGGUCCAUCGUGGCCGACUUCCUGAAGCUCCCUUGCGAGUCGCUGACGCUCCUGCUCUUUGGCCUGCUCGGCACCGGGAACAUGACGCGCAGCCAGGUGGCCGACAUCCGCCGGCUGACCGGCCUGGUGGACUUCAUGCCCGUCGUCGAGACAACCAACAAUGAGGAAGUUUCCCAGCCCCUGGCUCCUUCCACCCUGCGAGCCUUCCUCGGCCGCCUGCCCGGGGCCGGGAUCACCACCUUCGAGUUGGCCCUGCUGCGUCUGGCCACCGGCCGUCCGCUGGCCCUGCCCCAUGGCGCCGACACCGAGGCCCACUUUGCCGGGAACUAUGCCCUGCACUUUGGCACGGCCAACCCCGACACCGCGCGCAUCGUGGCCCGGUCCCUCUUCAAGCUGGCGGCCUCCUUCUGCCCGGGGCUGGCCCCGUCGCCGGAGCUGGCCGGCGCUUUGCACCUGGAUGCCGGGCAAUUCCCCAUCACCGUGGUCGGCGGGCAUUGCUACCAUGCCGGCCUGCCGGACCUGGUGGCUCGGUACCUGUGGAUUCACCCCAUUUUCCAGUCCCUCAGCCAGGCGGAGCGCGAUGAGCUGAUCGUGGCCCAGCCCUCGGGGCCGGACUCCGGCUCGGGGGCCCCCAGCGCCGCCGGUCCCCCGGCCGCCAUGACGGCCUCCAGCAAGCUGGUCACCAUCAUCGAGUCGCUCCUGAGCCCGCAGGCCGUGGCCCUCGAGGCCGCCGACGAUGGGCCCUCCUCCGCCGGGGGCGGCAUGGCCCAUAUCACCAUGGCCGGGGCUUCGCCGCACCUGGUGGCCACCAUUUGCGAGAUCCUCACCUGGUCUUUGCCGGUGAAUGCCGACGGCGAGGUUGUCCUGCCGGCCUUGUUCGAAACCUCCCUCGUUCCCUCCGGCUGGAAGAUGACCCAGCUCACCCGGUCCAUUGCGUAUGAUACGCUGAAUGGCCCGGCCUCCGCCCCGCCGGCCGGCGCCACCGGGCCGGUCAGUGCGGCCGAUGCCGCCGCCCUGGCAGCGGUCCCUCCCUCGUCCGAGACCUCCCCCCGGAUGCUGGUGGAGCUGAUCCGCGUGGACGCCAGUGCCCGGCCGGGGGAGUUGGUCCUGCCACAUCCGGUCCCCCCCUCGCCGGUGGCCACCGCGGUCAGCACCCCCUCCGGCUCGCCGUCGCCCUUCCUCUCGCACCAACAGCAUUCCGCCUGGGCCGGCAGCGGUGCCAACAUGGCCGGGGCUUUUGCUGCCCACCUGCAGCAGCGUGACGCCCGGCCGGUGGACCGGUUCUGGGCGGCCCUUUCCGAGCUCGGGGUCCUGGCCGAUGGGUGCACUGAGUCGUUGGCUGCCCUGCGCUUCUUCCGCCCGGAUGGCGGGGACUUCCGCUUCUUCGCCGACGAGGCCGAGUCCUCGCCCUCCUGCGUGGCCUACUCUUCGACUCAGAUUUCCGCGGCCCCCGCCUCGUGUGGCAGCGUCGUCAUGAUGUCGCACCAGCGCCAGCAGCAGCAGCAGCAGCAGCAGCAGCAGUCCUCCUCGGCGCCGCGCUCCUCUUCGAUGGCGGCGGCGGCGGCGGCGGCCACGGCCCCCCUGGCUUCGGGCCUUCCGGCGGCGGCCCACCUGAUGACCAUGGCCCCGGAGGCCCUUCCCCGGACCCUGUACGCGGUGCAGUCGGGCCUGGUGCCGGACACGGCGCCGGGCUUUGCCUCGCCGGCCGAGCAGGCCUCCGACGCCCUUGGCGCCGGGAUUUCCGAGCCGGCGGCCCCUCGCCUUGCCACCUCGCUCGGCAUCACCACCGGCACCCCGAGCGCCGGGGUCGAGGCUGUCCUGAGUGAUGAUGACUUUGACACCGGCAGUGCCGGGGCCAGUGUCGACUCGCUGGUGGCGGCUUUCGGCGGCGGUGGGCCGCUGGUCCGGUCGCCUUCCAGCUCCUCGUCCGACUCGAUCGAGCCCAUGGACUCUCCUUUGGCCGUUCUCCGGUCGCUGUCCCUCUCCAUGAGUGACCUUUGCCCGGAUGCCGAGGGGAACAUGACCGCCGCUUCGGCCGCCCUGCUGGCCGCCGGCAGUGCCUUUGCCUUUUCGCCGGCCGAGACCAUCCUCGAUGGCAUGCCCGGUGUCACCACCAUCGAUGGGGCCUCCUCUUCGGCCCCGGCCACGGCCCCGAGUGUGGCCGUCACUCCGACCGUGGACAUUGUGGUGGCCGUCGACUCGGCGGAUGACGGCCCGGCCCCGGCUCCGGCCCCGGCCCCGGCUCCGGCCCCGGAGCAGCGGCGCCUCUCGCGCCUGGACUCGGCCCAGCAGGCCGGCUUUGCCACCUUCCUCCUGUCGCCGCAGAUGCUGUCCUCGCGUGGGCGCUCGCGCUCGCGCAGCCCCUCGCGCGAUCGGGCCGGCAACCUCGCCGAUGGCCACCUCAUCCUGGCCAGCCCGCGCCUUGGGGCCUGUGACUUCCUCCAAGAUCCGGUCACCUUGCGGCUGAUGGUCGGUCUCAUCCGCAGCACGCUGACCUCCUUCCGGGACAACCAGGCCCUCUACGACCAGGUGACUCCGCACGACUACCGCACCGGGUCGAAGCUGUCCCUCUCGGGCCCGGCGAAUUUCUCGCGCGGCGCCUCGACCGUGUCGCUGACCGCCACGCCGGCCGGCGGCCAUGCCAUCGGGUCUGCCCUGCUGCAGCAGCCGCCCGCGCAUCACCAGCAUUCGGCUGAUGGGGGGUUCGCGUCGAACUUCUCCUCGCCGGGGCUCGUGACCGCUCCCUGCUCGGGGCCCGGGUCGGCGGCGGCCUCUCCGUCGGCCGGGCUUGCUGGCGGGGACCUGGCAGCCGGCACUACCGGCGCCGGGGGUGCUGCCAUGGCUUCUCCCCGGACCGCCGGCGCCGGCGCCGCCGGGGGCCCGAACUUCGGUACCUCCUCCUGGGUGGCCCAGAUCCUGCUCCUGGUGGCGGCUCUCUGCCCGCUGGAUGACUCGUCGGAGGAUUUCGAGACCGGUGUUCUCAUGGUGGAUGUGCGCGAUACGCUGCUGUUUUCCCUGCUCCAGGCCCAGCUCUUCUCCAUCCGCAUGCUGGCCUCGUCGCUGUGUGUCCCGACCCCCGGGCGGUGGGUCAGCCUGGAGUCCGGCCGGCCGGUGCUCAUGUCCAGCUCCGGCCAGCCGGCCUACGGGCCUGGCGACAGCCCGACCGAUGCCGAUCGCAUCAUGAUGGCCUUCUCGUCGAUCUACUCGUCGAUCAGCUUCCGUCGCUUCUGCCGGGCCCGGAUCCUGAUUGAGCGCAAUCAGGAUGUCUUCCUCAAGAAGGCCGGCCAGAUGCUGAUGUCGGCCCUGAUCGACUCGGUCCGCGAGACAGCCACCGCCACGUCCAGCGGCUGCGGCAGCAGCCUCAACUGCAGCCCCUUCAUCUCCUCCUCGACGGGGGCCGCCAGCGGGCCGGCCGACUCGGCCCUGCCCCAGCAGCACCAUGGGUCGGCCACCGCCGGGGCCACUGCAUGCGCCUCCAUGCGCCUGCCGCGUCCCCUGUCGGCCGUCGCCGAGUGCGAUUGAAAGGUCCUCUCCGCCGUCGCCCGCGUCGCCACUGCCGGCCGCCCCCCCCCCCC